Talpa occidentalis (Iberian mole) is the source of this 827-nucleotide messenger RNA. It is a transcript of the gene ATP6V1F, whose product is annotated as ATPase H+ transporting V1 subunit F. The record is from RefSeq and is a predicted model, not a curated record. Gene Ontology annotation, biological process: proton transmembrane transport. Gene Ontology annotation, cellular component: proton-transporting V-type ATPase, V1 domain; membrane. NCBI's taxonomy places the organism in Eukaryota, Metazoa, Chordata, Mammalia, Eulipotyphla, Talpidae. Gene Ontology annotation, molecular function: proton-transporting ATPase activity, rotational mechanism. Bases 183 to 542 code for a protein of 119 amino acids. The transcript is spliced from 2 exons.
GGCCCUCCCUUUAUGGCGCAGGCGUAUUCAGAUGAGGCGGCUUUGCUACUAAUGCGCAUGUCCCGGGACUCGGAGUGGUGGAACUGCGCAUGUCUCGAGGGCGGGGGAGCGGCCGAAAGCAUCCACUGCGGAGGCGGGGCUUGGCGGCUUCAGGUGGUCUGCGCUGAGCUCCGGCUGCGAGGAUGGCGGGUAGGGGGAAGCUCAUUGCGGUGAUCGGAGACGAGGACACGGUGACUGGCUUCCUGCUCGGCGGCAUAGGGGAGUUGAACAAGAACCGCCACCCUAACUUCCUGGUGGUGGAGAAGGACACCACCAUCAAUGAGAUCGAAGACACUUUCAGGCAGUUUCUACACCGGGAUGACAUCGGCAUCAUCCUCAUUAACCAGUACAUCGCGGAGAUGGUGCGGCACGCACUUGACGCCCACCAGCGCUCCAUUCCAGCUGUCCUGGAGAUCCCCUCCAAGGAGCACCCCUAUGAUGCUGCCAAGGACUCCAUCCUGCGCAGGGCCAGGGGCAUGUUCACCACCGAAGACCUGCGCUAGAGGGCUCCUCACUGCCCUGCAGCCCCUCCCUGACCAGGCUUCUCCCCAGGCUUGCCAUCAGCCCUUCUCAAAGUUUUGAGCCUCUGUUUUCCAAGUCCCCACCCCUUCCCACUCCACUGAGAGGCCGGUGAGGUGCUUCCAGAUUGCUGAGGCGCUGCCAUUAAAGUCAAGGCUGGUUGGGAAACAGGAAGCCUGUUUUCUCUCUCCACUACCUCUCCCCCUGCUGUUAUGCAGUGUCAUUGUUGAUGUUAAAUUAAAGUAAUAUUCUUGCUUCUGUCCAAACUG